Molecule: messenger RNA, 2221 nt
Organism: Pollicipes pollicipes
Lineage: Eukaryota; Metazoa; Arthropoda; Thecostraca; Pollicipedomorpha; Pollicipedidae
Product: calpain-C-like
Exons: 15
Coding region: 118-2100 (660 amino acids)
Biological process (GO): proteolysis
Cellular component (GO): cytoplasm
Molecular function (GO): calcium-dependent cysteine-type endopeptidase activity
Source: RefSeq, a predicted model, not a curated record
CAGCGGCCCCGCGCGCCGCGACCGGACAGUGCACGAGCGGCGGCCGACGGCGCGCCAUGCGGUAGACGGAGACGUGCGCAUCGGCCCCCCGCCGCCGCAGCCAGCGCAGAUCGCAGGAUGAGCUCGGACUUUGAGCGCGUUCGGCGGGCCUGCCUGCGCCUGGGAGAGCUAUGGCAGGACCCCGACUUCCCGGCCGUCCAGGCCUCGGUCUUCUACCACCAGACUCCACCCUUCCAGUUCGUGUGGAAACGACCUGCGGAGCUGACUCCAGAGCCGCUGUUCAUUCGAGACUCAGUGCUGGAUUUCGACGCCCUUCCUGGAAAGCUGGGGGAUCGCUGGUUCAUAUCGUGCAUAGGGUGUCUGCAGAUGACGCGAGGCCUCUUCUACCGUGUGGUGCCGGCAGACCAGGCUUUCGGAGGCGACGUCUAUGCUGGCAUCUUUAGGUUCCGCAUAUUUUGGAACGGCGAAUGGGUAGAGGUGCUGGUCGACGACCGGCUGCCCACGGUCAACGGCAAGCUGGCGUUCACCUCGUCCCAGAGCCAGCAAGUGUUCUGGAUGUCCCUGCUGGAGAAGGCUUGCGCCAAGCUGCAUGGGUCGUACGAGGCGCUCAAGUACGGCAGCACGCUGGACGGCCUGGCGGACAUGACUGGUGGCAUCACCGAGACGCUGAGCAUCCGAGAGGACGCCACGGGUGCGGCGCACACCAUCGGCCGCCUGCUGCAGCAAACCUCCAUCAUCACGGCCACCGUACAGACCGGCUCUCAGACGCCGAAGAAUGGUAGUCCAGAAAAGCUCGCUAACGGCAUAUUGCUGGGCACCAAUUACCGGGUGCUGGACAUAGAACGGGUGACCCAGUUCAGCGGCGAGCCGACCCAGCUGGUGCGCCUGCGCUCGUCGCUGGGCCACAACGGCGAGUACGUGGGCCGCUGGGCCCGCGGCUCGCUCGAGUGGGACGAGGUCAGCGCGCUGGAGCGGGAGCGACUCGGGCCGCAUACGCUCUCCGACGGCGAGUUCUGGAUGCCGUACUCGGACUUCGUGAAGACGCUGACGCACCUGGAGGUGGUGCACCUGGACCAGGACACCGCCAGGGACGAGCCGACGCUGCGCGCCCGCGUGCCCUGGCAGGUCAAGGUGUACCAGGGCUCCUGGAGACGCGGCGUCACCGCCGGCGGCUGCAGGAACAACGCAGACACGUUCCACAUCAACCCACGGCUGCACCUGGUGCUGACGGAGCCGGAGGAGGUGGUGGUGUCGCUGACCCAGCACACUGUGACCGAGCCUCGCGUCGUCGGCUUCACCGUCUACCCCAUCGCCAACGGCAGCGUCGACGCCAUCGACAACUCCUUCUUCAAGAAGAACAAAAGCCUGGUCAACUCGCAGUACACCAACGGACGACAGGUGUCGCACCGGUGUCCGCUGGAGCCGGGCGGCUUCAUCAUCGUGCCGACGACGUUCGAGCCGUGCCAGGAGGCACAGUUCACGCUGCGCGUCUUCUCGCUGAACGCGGUGAAGCUGCGCUACAUCGACACCACACCAGCCGUGCUGCGCAACCCCAUCCUCAAGGCCCCUUCGAGUGUCGAUGGCAAGGGCUUCAACCAGUAUGAGGCCGUCUUCCUACAGCUAGCCGACGAGCACAAGACUGUCAACGCCUUUGAGCUGCAGGAGCUGCUCGAGGCUUGUCUACCGAAUGACUACAUCAAGAGCUGCGCCACGAUCGGCGUUUGUCGCCAGAUCAUCUUCGCCAUGGACGUCACCAUGUUCGGCCGACUCAGCUUCAACGACUUCAAGGAUCUCAUGUGCAGUCUGAAGCUCUGGCAGGGCGUGUUCAAGAACCACACGAAGGAGAAGACGGGCGUGCUCAAGGCUGAGCGGUUCCGGGACGCGCUGGCCGAAGUCGGCUUCCAGCUGAGCACGGACGUGAUGACGGUGCUGACGCAGCGGUACCGGCGCAAGGACGGCACCCUGCGCUUCGGCGACUUCGUGGGCGCCGUCCUCCAGCUGUGCGUGGCGUUCGAGGUGUUCGACAAGAAGGACCCGCAGCAGAGCGGCAUCGUCAAGCUGAACAUCUCCGAGUGGUUGAAAGGUGCUCUUUCCUGCUGAACGUGCCGGCGGUUCCCGAAGGAAACGCGACCUGCUGAAGCCGUGUACAUAGUUCACCUGUGUAGGAUAGAACUGCGACAUCCCUGUACUGACAUUAUUUUAAUAAAAAGAGAGCAUGAAA